AUGAAAAGUUUUAAAGUUUAUGAUGCGACAGAGUUAUGGCAAAAGGAAACAAGUUUGCCUUCGGUGCCAACUUUCAGCCAAGUUUUGGACAAUGUAUUAGGGAGUGAUGGAGUGCAGCUCGGCAGCAUUACAGAAUUGCUUGGCUUACCAGGUUCUGGUAAAACACAGCUAUGUUUACAACUGUGUGCAUCAGUACAAAUACCUAAGGAGUUAGGUGGAUUAAAUGCAGAGGCUUUAUAUAUUGACACCAAUACAAAUUUCACUCUAUCUAGAUUUAGAGAUGUUAACAGGGAAAUACUUAGUGCAAGUUUCCUGAGAUGUCAAAAAGUGCUAGAUGAACCUUUACAAAUAAGUGAAGACGAAGCCCUGAAGAGACUACACUAUGUCAAUGCUUUUGGACUUGAAAGUUACUGUUCUUUAAUGCACACAUUACCAAAAUUUAUUGCAGAACAUCCUAAUGUCAAAUUAAUAGCUAUUGAUUCCAUAGCUUAUCCUUUUAAAGAUGGCAUAUCCACUAAACAAAGAACAGGUCUUCUAUUUAGGCAAAUGGCCGAUUUGCAAAGGAUUGCCCUGCAAAACCAAAUUGCUGUGGUUAUUACAAACGAAAUGAGUACGCGAGUGGGCCUAAGUGGCGGCUCCGUAGUGGGUGCCUUAGGUGAUGCGUGGGCGCAUCGCUGCAACGUACGCCUGCUCCUUUCUGCGCCACACACUGCACAAGACCCGACGCACCGUCUGGCCUUGCUGCUAAAGAGCAAUAUCGCCAGUACUGCUGUUGCUACUUUCCAGAUAACAUCAGAGGGAAUCAGGGAUGUGGAAUGA
Molecule: messenger RNA, 819 nt
Organism: Arctia plantaginis
Lineage: Eukaryota; Metazoa; Arthropoda; Insecta; Lepidoptera; Erebidae
Source: the annotation of a GenBank genome assembly